UUCGCUGUCCCUGACCACCCCCCCUGACCCCGCGCUCCGCAAAUCAAGAAUCGCACAGAUCGAUACCGACACCUCCCGAAGAAAUCUCUACCCCCUUCGCUUCUCCCGACCUGUUCUUCGAUCUCGGAGGAAUCGUGGGUCGCGGCCGGAUUCCGACGAUCGUUGAGAAAAGUGCGGGCUUUUGGAGGACCAUGGGCAAGUACGGGUACUUGAAGAUGAGGACGGAUGGGGGAGGAGCGAGCGGUCAGAUCGGCUCCGAUCUGCAGGAGCUCGGCGCCGCCGCGAGGAAGCUGGUGAACCACGCGAUCAGGCUGGGGAGCCUGGGGUUCGGGACCACGUUUCUUGAAUGGGUGGCUUCGUUUGCCGCGAUUUAUUUGUUGGUCCUGGAUCGAACAAAUUGGAGAACGAAUAUUCUCACGGCAUUGUUGAUCCCAUACAUAUUCUUUAGUCUUCCUUCAUUGGUGUUCAACGUGUUCAGGGGAGAUGUAGGAAAGUGGAUUGCCUUUGUUGCUAUUAUACUGCGACUGUUUUUUCCUCGGCAUUUCCCAGACUGGCUGGAAAUGCCAGCUGCUCUGAUUCUAUUGAUAGUGGUGGCUCCAAGCUUAUUUGCAAGCACCCUCAGAGGAAGCUCGAUUGGAGUGUUGAUAUGUCUUCUUAUCGCAUGUUAUCUUCUACAAGAGCACAUCCGAGCAGCUGGUGGCUUUAGAAACUCGUUUACACAGCCGCACGGCAUUUCAAACACCAUCGGAAUACUCGUCUUGCUGGUUUUCCCUGUGUGGGGGUUGGUAGUUUAUUUUCUAUAGCCAGUUUCAGAUGGCCGGUAUUGUUUUGUCAGUGUGAAUCCAUAUUGCUUCUUUCAUUGUUUGUGAAGAUAUUGAUUCAUGCA
Messenger RNA from Syzygium oleosum, 886 nucleotides. RefSeq names its product cold-regulated 413 plasma membrane protein 2-like. Gene Ontology annotation, cellular component: membrane. Bases 192 to 803 code for a protein of 203 amino acids. The transcript has 4 exons. The record is from RefSeq and is a predicted model, not a curated record. NCBI's taxonomy places the organism in Eukaryota, Viridiplantae, Streptophyta, Magnoliopsida, Myrtales, Myrtaceae.